Molecule: messenger RNA, 2509 nt
Organism: Tachysurus vachellii
Lineage: Eukaryota; Metazoa; Chordata; Actinopteri; Siluriformes; Bagridae
Gene: pex7
Product: peroxisomal biogenesis factor 7
Exons: 10
Coding region: 203-1162 (319 amino acids)
Biological process (GO): protein import into peroxisome matrix
Cellular component (GO): cytosol; peroxisomal matrix
Molecular function (GO): protein binding
Source: RefSeq, a predicted model, not a curated record
CAAGGAAGUAGCAGUAAACAUGUGUAGUAGCGAUGUUAGAGAAGAAACACGUUAAACGUUGACUGAUUUUUUUUAUUACUUAAAAUACACAAAUUACGUGAAAUAACAUUUAAACAAGUCAUUUGUGUAGUAUUAAUUAGAGCCUUUUGUAUAAACAGUGAUUGUUAGCUCAUUUGUAAACGCUUUAGUUUUCUCUGGAGUAAUGAAGUGGUUCAAGUGUCCAGCUCGACACGGCUAUGCGGUGGAAAUGUCCCCGUUUCUCCCCACCGUACUGGCCUGUGCUACAGCUCAGUAUUACGGCAUAGCAGGAUGUGGAACGCUGCUGGUUUUGGAACAGAGGGAUUCGGAUGUUGUGCUCAUGAGAAGCUUUGACUGGAACGAUGGGCUCUUUGACGUGACGUGGAGCGAGAACAACGAGCAUGUGCUGGUGACUGGAGCUGGUGAUGGCUCUUUGCAGAUUUGGGACACGGCCAACCCACAGGGGCCUAUUCGAGUGCUGAAGGAGCACACUCAAGAGGUAUACUCAGUGGAUUGGAGCCAGACACGGGCUGAGAACCUGGUGGUGUCAGGAUCCUGGGAUCACACAGCCAAAGUGUGGGAUUCAGAGCGCCCUCAGUCCAUGUGCACACUUCAGGGGCACGAGGGAGUCGUAUACAGCACCAUUUGGUCUCCACACAUCCCAGCCUGCUUCGCCUCAGCUUCAGGAGAUGGCACGCUGAGAGUUUGGGACGUAAAAGCAGGCUCGUGUCGAUUGGCUAUUCCGGCACACAAAGCAGAGAUCCUUAGCUGUGAUUGGUGCAAGUAUGACCAGAACGUGUUGGCGACAGGAGCUGUUGACUCCAGUGUGUGUGUGUGGGAUCUACGUAACGUUCGGCAGCCUGUAGCUCAAAUGCUGGGUCAUUCCUAUGCCAUCCGGAGAGUAAAGUUCUCACCAUUUAACAAGACCAUGCUGGCAUCCUGCUCCUAUGACUUCACAGUCAGGGUCUGGGAUUUCUCCAGGAGUCCGCCGCUGCUCGACACCAUGGAGCACCACUCGGAGUUCGUAUGCGGCCUGGACUUCAGUCUGCACAUCCCCAACCAGAUGGUGGACUGUUCCUGGGAUGAGACGGUAAAAAUCUACACUCCUCCAUGUCUGGCUGCUAUGCAACCCAGCUCAGAGUAAAGAGAAGAUGGCAGCAGGGCUUCGAGUCAACAAGUUUGCCACGGUGCUUUUCCUAAAGGAGCAGGACCAUCCACAUGACGAAUACAGGGUGACACUGAUUCUGAUUAAUUUUGGAGCUUCUUAUCAGAGUGAACCUGAAACCUGGUUUUUAAGUCAGUUUGGAAAUCAACGGUGUCAAAGUUCCACCAAAUAGACACUUUACUGGUUUACAUGCAGGUUGACAGUCAGUUUGUUUUAAGUGAUGUGACUCCUAAUGACUGAUCCAUGACAUUGGUGAUGAUAUCAUAUGGAAAGUAAUUUAUCCAAAUAACAGUUAAUAAUUUAAAUAAAAUAAAUUAAAAAAUGGAAGAUUCUACAUUACGUUUGUGUGGAGGUUUUAAUACAUUGAAAUUCUGACACUUUUUACUACAUAUACAUAUAAAAACAAAAGACUUAAUUGAACUAAAAUUAAAUGUGUUUCUGUUUCUCAGUGAGAAGUAUUAAUUUAAAAUCUGAAGCAUGGCAGACAUUUUGAGUCUUGGUCUGAUUACAAACAGAACUGCUAUACAACAACUUGAUCAAAGCAUGACAUUCACUAUGUGAAGAAAUCACACUUUGCCAGAAAGGUUUUAGAUCUCUUUAGGCAAGCUUACUAUUUUUACCAUAGCUUUUGGUUCAGCAGUUCACAAGCCAUUAAACUUGCUAACAGGAAUCAUACGGUUCUAAUUCAGUGCUGCUUUUCACUGUGGGAAAAAUCCUGCAGCUCAGGCUUACAAAUAAAAACUCAGAUCUUUGCUUUGUUUGUUGAUCGUAAACAAAUGUAUGACCAGAGCUCAUUUUCUAACACAACACUGCAAGAAGUCAAACUGGCUCUUUAUCCAACGUGAUGCUUGCACAAAGCCAAGGCAAAAUUCAAAAGGAAAUAAAAACAUUUCACAUCAUGGUGAAAUAUAUUUAUAGUUCAUCUAACAGGUUUUCCCAAACCGGUACACACCUAUGCCUCAGAUGCCAGUACUGGCAUUAAAAUAAACAUGAUGUGCUUUUUUUAUUUUAAAUUUCUAAGAGAUGAAAAAUCAGUUAAUAAAUAAAUAAAUUUACAGUUUCUAUCUUUGCUGUUCAUGCUCUUUAUCUUCCCACAAUCUCCAAAGGAUUUUUCUCCCAGCAGGGGUGUGUUGCACUGAAUGCAAAUCACCGAAUCACCAUGCGUAAUAUAAUAAAGAUGCACUCCCUCCUCCAUAAGGAUUUGCAGCCCACAUUAAACGUAAAGAACAGAGCGCAAAUCUAUAAAGCCUACAUGAGUGUACAUUAUCUCUUUUUCUUUUGGAUAACGUCCAUCUUCACCCUAUAGCUGGAAUAAAUGGUGCUUGC